Molecule: messenger RNA, 1637 nt
Organism: Aspergillus ochraceoroseus IBT 24754
Lineage: Eukaryota; Fungi; Ascomycota; Eurotiomycetes; Eurotiales; Aspergillaceae
Gene: erg10B
Product: acetyl-CoA C-acetyltransferase
Exons: 5
Coding region: 189-1388 (399 amino acids)
Biological process (GO): ergosterol biosynthetic process; fatty acid beta-oxidation
Molecular function (GO): acetyl-CoA C-acetyltransferase activity
Source: RefSeq, a predicted model, not a curated record
CACCAACCCACCAAAACCUCCCCACCUUUCCUUCUUCAAGUUUGGGAAAUAUAUAAAAAAGGGGUCGAGCUCCUCCUCUCUGUUUUAUCUCAUUGAUUCUUCUUUUCAUCUGAAACAUUGUCUCGUGUUCCAGCUUGUGAAUUCGAGAUUCCCAAAAGUAGCCCGCAUCUAUCAAUCAGCCCUCCAACAUGUCUUCCCUUCCUCCAGUUUACAUUGUUUCUUAUGCCCGUACCCCUGUGGGCUCUUUCCUAGGCUCCCUCUCUGCCCAGACUGCCCCGCAGUUAGGCUCGCAUGCAAUUAAAGCUGCUCUUGAAAGAGCUCAGGGUGUGAAGCCCUCCGAUGUUCAGGAAGUUUUCUUCGGAAAUGUCCUUUCCGCAAAUGUCGGACAGAACCCUGCCAGACAGUGUGCUCUCGGAGCUGGUCUCAGUGACUCCACGGUGUGUACCACCGUGAACAAGGUCUGUGCUUCCGCGUUGAAGGCCGUCAUUCUAGGAGCCCAGACAAUCAUGACUGGAAACGCCGACAUUGUCGUUGCUGGUGGAACCGAAUCCAUGUCCAACACCCCUCAUUAUCUGCCAAACCUUCGUACUGGCGCUAAGUAUGGUCACCAGACCAUGGUGGAUGGAAUCAUGAAGGAUGGCUUGACCGACGCGGGCAAGCAGGAAAUCAUGGGUUUGCAGGCGGAGGAGUGUGCUCAGGAGCAUGGCUUCAACAGAGAACAACAGGACGACUAUGCCAUCCGAAGCUACGAAAAGGCCCAGGCUGCCCAGAAAGCUGGUCUCUUUGACUCUGAGAUUGCCCCUAUUGAGCUCCCUGGCUUCCGUGGCAAGCCCGGUGUGACUGUCUCUCUGGACGAUGAGCCCAAGAAUCUCAACCCCGACAAGCUCCGAGCUAUGAAACCCGCGUUUAUUCCCGGAACUGGCACCGUGACUGCCCCCAACGCUUCCCCCCUUAAUGAUGGAGCCGCAGCUGUUAUUCUGGUCUCCGAGGCUAAGGUCAAGGAGCUUGGCCUGAAACCCGUUGCGAAGAUCCUUGGCUGGGGAGAGGCUGCGCAGCAGCCCAGCAAGUUUACCACUGCUCCCGCCCUUGCAAUUCCCAAAGCCCUCAAGCACGCUGGCGUAUCUCAGGAUGCCGUGGAUGCUUUUGAAAUCAACGAGGCCUUCAGUGUGGUUGCCCUUGCCAACAUGAAGUUGCUCGGCCUCUCCGAGGAGAAGGUUAACAUGCACGGAGGAGCCGUUGCUAUUGGUCACCCCCUGGGAGCUAGUGGUGCUCGUAUCCUGACCACCUUGCUCGGUGUCUUGAAGGCCAAACAGGGCAAGAUUGGUUGUGCUGGUAUUUGCAACGGCGGUGGCGGUGCCAGCGCUAUGGUGAUUGAGUACCUUGCUUAGGCGCCGAUUGUACUCCGGCCAUGAGCUUCGCAAUGAUGUUAUCCUAAUAGAUAGCCACGAUAAUUUUCUGUUAUGAUGUUAUGUAUCUACCGGAAUGCAUGCUAGGUGAAAUAUCCACCAUGCAUUCGUUGGGUUGGAAAAUUGAUCUAGCUCACGGAAAGUUCCCAAUAUACCAGUUCUUAAAGUCCUUCUUUAGGCGCGCUCCCAAGAGACCUUCCAGUACACCAUGGAGAUGACUGAAUGUGUAAC